Callorhinchus milii (elephant shark) is the source of this 1946-nucleotide messenger RNA. It is a transcript of the gene snx21, whose product is annotated as sorting nexin family member 21. Lineage: Eukaryota; Metazoa; Chordata; Chondrichthyes; Chimaeriformes; Callorhinchidae. The record is from RefSeq and is a predicted model, not a curated record. Gene Ontology annotation, cellular component: early endosome membrane. Gene Ontology annotation, molecular function: protein binding; phosphatidylinositol phosphate binding. The transcript is spliced from 4 exons. Gene Ontology annotation, biological process: protein transport. The coding region runs from base 85 to 1188 and encodes 367 amino acids.
CAAGUUUCACGUCGUUUUAUCUCAGGGGGAAAGUUUGGAAGAGAUCGUGGAGUGUGAUUCCCUUCUCAGGACGCAGUGCGUGGCAUGGCCUCGAAAAUUCUGCACCGGUUUCGAAGGAAGGUCCGAAAAGAGAACGUAACUGAGGAAACGGCUCAAGAUUUCCCCGAAGGAUCGGAGCUUGAAGACGACACAGAGGGUCUGUCCUCCCGCCUGAGCGGGACACUGAGCUUCGAUGAUGCGGACACGGUGGCUGAGGAAGGGACCCAGCCUGACGCGGUGGACAGCGACCCUGACUUUUUACAAAGCUGGGAGAGUGAUGGAGUGGAGAACGUGGUGGAACUAUUUGGUUGCUUUGCUUUUGCAGAGAAGCCCUUGAGUGCACCCCAUCAGUACAGUCUGCUCACAAACCAGCUGCAAGAGAACUGGAAGAAAACCAAAGGGAAGUUGAUCGUAGAGAAACUGAUGUUUGAGGUGACCAGUGCCAACGUGGUGCAGGACUCGUCCUCUAAAUACGUGGCCUACACCAUAAACGUGAUCAAAUCUGGCAUGUUCGAUACUGACAAGGCGCUAAUCGUUCGACGCUACACUGAUUUUGCAAAACUGAACGAGACGCUGAACAAACACUUCAGGGAGGAAAUGGACAACAUAGUUUUUCCUCGGAAGAAAAUACGGAAGAAUUUCACGCACGAAACGAUAGCCAAACGCAGCCGAUCUUUCGAACAGUAUCUGCAGCACAUCCACUCGAUUGGGGACAUUCGCAAAUCCAAAGUGUUCUUGGAGUUCUUUUACCUGAGAGAUCUAAAGGCAGGCCAGGGGUUACUGCGAGCUGGGAUGAAUGAGGAUGCCAUUCAUACCUUGCUCAACGCUCUUCAUUUGCAAGAAAAGCUGGCCUCCCGUGACAUGGAGCACCUAGUUUUCACUCUGUCUGCUCUUUCUGUCUGCUACCAGGAACUGGAUCGGUUGGAAGAAGCUCAGGCUUACUGCGAGCGGGCCGUGCAAAUUCUGGAAAAUCAGGACAAACAUGCACUUUUGGUGCCGUUACUUCAGUCCAAUAUCAGACUUUCCUGGAAAAUAGCCAAAGACAAACGUCAGUGUGAAGCCAAACUUCAGCAACUUCAGGAUGCAGGAACAGAUGUUUUAAACCAACCUAGCCUUAAAGAACAUCUUAUUAAAGAUCUUUUAGAAUGAGUAAGAGCGGUAAUAGCUUGACGUUUACUUUUUGUAGAGUGGGAGCUGUACAAAAUUUCAUUCACAUUAAUAUUUUAUAUUUGAGGAAAUUAAAGUGGACCAAAUAUCCAGUAGAUCAAACAAUUCUGAGAAAUCCAGGAUCACCUUCAUAUCCACACUGUACUCAAUUCAAUGUACAAAGUUCAUGCAAAUAUUUGUGCCUUCCCUGAAUCAGAGUAUUAGACACAAAAAGCCAUUGAUCUGUCUCUGAUGCAAAUGAACACUGGGCUAUUCUCAUGCCUAAUCCAAAGUGCCUCAUUUACCUAUGAUUCAGCAGAUGUUUACAUAAAUGGAAAAAGUAAACACCUGCAGGGAUUAGACUGACUUCAUGGACAAUGCAGAAACAGUUAGUAGAGAAAUGCUGUUGCAGUAAGUUUAGGUGUGCUCUAAGGAUAUCUUUAGGAAGUAAUUCUGUGGUAUGUCAUCAUUCCCCUCCCACCCUUGGCUCCAACUUGGUGGCCAAGCAGGAUUGUUAAGCGCUUUAGGACAUCUUCCCAAUGUGAAAGGUGCCAUAUAAAUGAAAUACACUAUUGUAUAUAUUGGUUUCAGGAACAGUUGAUUCCAGCUUCUGUCCAUUUAAGUGGCUGUGUAAAUGUUGCUGAAUUCUGUUGCUCUGAAUUUGAUAUUGUGGAGCAGGCGAUUGCACUAAGACCAAUUUGGGGCUGUGGGGACCAGUAUUAUGUAAACUACAAGCAGACUUUUAGGUUAUACUGUAUCCC